UGGGGUUGUUAGGGCAUCCCACGGAGCCGUGAGCAAUCUCUCUCUCUCUCUCUCUCUCUCUCUCUCUCUCUCUCUCUCUCUCUCUCUCACAGCCGUCACCCACUCACCCUCAUUCUCCCAUCUCCCUCAUUCUCCCUCUCCCCUCCAAGGCAGCCGUAGCCUCCUCUCUCCCUCACACACUCACCCUGCUGCCAACACGCUACAGCAGGCACCACGACACUUACCUUGCUGCCAACACGCAGCAGCAGGCACCGCAGCAUUCACCUAGCCACCAACAUUUUCUCCUUGCUGCACCUGCAAACCACCACAGCAGCAAGCAGCCUGCAGGCACGAAUGGCGCCGGUCGCAGCCACCUUUCACAUACUCCGGCCACCCCAUCAAUUCCGGCAGCCCCUCACGGCCAGAACUCAUCCUGCAUCUCUCUCUCCCUCAUUCGCCCACUCACUCACAGCAGCAGAUUGGUGCAUCCUUUCCUUUAAGCGAGUUUUCCUAUCCAUCAUGGCUUGCAUCUGGGCUCAAAAGUUGGAGACCUCCGUUCUCAAUUGCGCGUUCUUCAUUUCCAUCAUCUGCAUCCGUCGAGCCAUCUCCUGCUCAUCAUACUCGGCCUCUCGACGUUGUUGUUCCAUCUCUGCACGAGCCGCUGCACCCAUAGAUGAUGAUGUUGUUGGGGCGAUGUAUCCACUUCAAAGACCUUUCACCCAGCCCCCGCUCGUUGCCCAGGCACCUGGGAAGUGAUCUCGAAAUCUGUCAUGUGCUGACUCCCUUCUGAAAUAGGUGGAUCCCUUAGCUCGACCAUCCAUGCCUAAUUUCAGUCAUGAAAAUGAUAAAAAGGAAUAAGUAAGACUACAACUUUGAUGUUUUGAAUAAAAAAAUAAACUAAAUCUUUUACUUCACUUACAUGUCUAUCUUGCGCACCCUCGCACCACUCCCCCGAUCGCCGUUGCUGUGUUCUCUGAUACAGAUCCGAUAGUGGUUCCUCUGCAUCAGUCUCAGGAUCAUGCUACAUUAUCAUAUAAGACAUCAUUAGUAUUAUGUCAUGUAAUGGUUAGAUAAUUUUAUAUAUAGUAAUUACCUGGUGAUGAUUUACGAA
Molecule: messenger RNA, 1090 nt
Organism: Malania oleifera
Lineage: Eukaryota; Viridiplantae; Streptophyta; Magnoliopsida; Santalales; Ximeniaceae
Exons: 2
Coding region: 334-735 (133 amino acids)
Source: RefSeq, a predicted model, not a curated record